This is a messenger RNA of Callorhinchus milii (elephant shark), 1994 nucleotides long. It is a transcript of the gene cdc27, whose product is annotated as cell division cycle 27. Gene Ontology annotation, biological process: cell division. Gene Ontology annotation, molecular function: protein binding. NCBI's taxonomy places the organism in Eukaryota, Metazoa, Chordata, Chondrichthyes, Chimaeriformes, Callorhinchidae. Bases 154 to 1470 code for a protein of 438 amino acids. The transcript is spliced from 11 exons. The record is from RefSeq and is a predicted model, not a curated record.
CUGACUCAAACACAAUCGUCAGGUCCGCAGACCAGUGCGACUCAAGUCCUGUUUCCAACCAGCACGGCCCCAACCAAUGCUCCGCCCAGGAGGAGCUCCAGACUGUUUACAAGUGCCAGCUCUACCACAAAGGAGAACAGUAAAAAGCUGAAAAUGAAGUUUCCGCCCAAAAUUCCGAACCGGAAACCAAAAAACAAGACCAGCAAAUCGGGAAUCACCCAACCCAACCAGAACGACAGUCUGGAGAUCAGCAAACUGGACUCUUCAGGCCUCUCGGAGGGCAAGGUGUCCUCAGUCACACCGCAAGUGCAGGCCUUCAACAUACAGAAGGCAGCUGCGGACGGGCUGAUGAACCUCCUGCGAGAGAUGGGGAAAGGUUACCUGGCGCUUUGCUCCUACAACUGUAAGGAGGCCAUCAGCAUCCUCAGCCAGCUGCCUGCUCACCACUACAACACUGGCUGGGUGCUGUGCCAGAUCGGGAGGGCACAUUUUGAGCUGGCUGAGUACAUGCCGGCGGAGAGGAUAUUUUCCGAGGUGCGGCGUAUCGAGAGCUACCGUGUGGAGGGGAUGGAGAUCUAUUCCACCACCCUGUGGCACCUGCAGAAGGAUGUCACGCUCUCCGUCCUCUCCAAGGACUUGACUGAGAUGGACAAGAAUACACCAGAGGCCUGGUGCGCCGCGGGGAACUGCUUCAGUUUACAGCGAGAGCACGACAUCGCCAUCAAGUUCUUCCAGAGGGCUAUCCAGGUGGAUCCCAACUUUGCCUACGCCUACACUCUCCUCGGGCACGAGUUUGUGCUGACAGAGGAGCUGGACAAAGCCUUGGCCUGUUUCCGAAACGCCAUCCGUGUGAACUCCCAGCACUAUAACGCCUGGUACGGUCUGGGGAUGAUCUACUACAAGCAAGAGAAGUUCAACCUGGCAGAAAUCCACUUCAGGAAAGCGCUGAACAUCAACCCCCAGAGUUCUGUGCUGCUGUGUCACAUCGGAGUGGUCCAACACGCGCUGAAGAAAUCGGACAGCGCUCUCGAAACUCUAAAUAAAGCCAUCGGAAUCGACCCCAAAAACCCUCUAUGCAAAUUCCACAGAGCCUCCAUCUUGUUUGCAAAUGAGAAAUACAAGGCAGCUUUACAGGAGCUGGAAGAACUGAAACAGAUCGUUCCCAAAGAGUCGCUGGUUUACUUCCUAAUAGGAAAGGUUUACAAGAAGCUGGGCCAGACUCACCUCGCGCUGAUGAACUUCUCCUGGGCCAUGGACCUGGAUCCCAAGGGAGCCAACAACCAGAUCAAAGAGGCCAUCGACAAGCGCUACUUGCCAGACGAUGAUGAGCCAGUAACCAACGACGGGCAGCUCAGCGAGGGCUACCAGUACGACACAGCGGGUACGGACGAGUCGCAGGAGAGCAGUAUGACGGACGCGGACGACACUCAGCUCCACGCGGUGGAGAGCGAGGAGAGCUUCAACUUGUAAAAAAGGAAAAAAAGAAAGAAAAAAAAAAUCUGUCCGAGCCCCAACCACAGCUCCACACAGUGACAGCUGCUCCUCUCUGGCCUUCGCUCCCUGCGUGUGUGUCUCUCUCUCUCUCCCUCUCUCCCUCACACACAGUCGGCCUGUGUCCCUCUCCGCUUCAGAUAUCUGUCUCAUGCAAUUUGCCAACGUGAAACGUACACAGAUCCCGAACUGCUCUUUUAAGAAACACAUCACUGCGUCACUGGGAGACUCCCACAAACUACUUUUUUUUUUAAUUUACAGCCUCGGCGAUAUUUAUGUUGGAAAAACGGGGCUUUGUUUUUAAACUUAAAUGGUGUUCACUAACCCGAAUGUCGACCUGUGGGUCUCUCGCUCUUCUCUCCCCCCCCACCUACCCAACCCCUCUCUGCUAUUCCUGCUCACGCCAGGCGUGAUCGUCGCUCUCUGUGGAAAUCCAGAAACUUGUGCUGCUCUUUUUUAACGGACGUUCAUCCCUAAGACUACUCUCGUACCUUGUACGUCGA